AUGGAGACGGGAAACCACACGAGCGCCUCCCAGUUCAUCCUCCUUGGUCUCUCCAGCCGGCCUGAGAGGCAGGAGCUGAUCUUCGGGCUCUUCCUUCUCAUGUACCUGGUUGGGGUGGCCGGGAACCUGCUCAUCGUCCUGGCUAUUGGCUCGGACUCCCGCCUCCACACGCCCAUGUACUUCUUUCUCAGCAGCCUCUCCCUGGUGGAUGUCUGCUUCAUUUCCGCCACAGUCCCCAAGAUGCUUGCGAACAUCCAGACACAGACCCGGUCCAUUUCCUACGGCGGCUGCCUAGCCCAGAUCUACUUCUGCAUUUUGCUUGCUAACAUGGACAACUUCCUCCUGACGGCCAUGGCUUAUGACCGCUACGUGGAGAUAUGCCAGCCCCUGCACUACUCCACGACGAUGAGUCUGCCAGCCUGUGCCCUGAUGCUCGGGAGCGCCUGGCUCGUUGCCAACCUCCACUCCCUGCUGCACACCCUCCUCAUGGCCCGGCUGGACUUCUGUGCCAGCAACGUCAUCCCUUACUUCUUCUGUGACCUUGUUCCCCUGCUCCAGCUCUCCUGCUCCAACACCCUGCCCAAUCAACUCAUGAUUCUGCUAGUGGGGGGCCUGAUCGUCCUCAUCCCCUUCCUCAGCAUCCUCGUCUCCUACAUCCACAUUGUGUCUGCUGUGCUCAGGGUCCCAUCUUCCCGGGGAAAACAGAAGGCCUUCUCUACCUGUGGCUCCCACCUUGCUGUGGUCAUCCUCUUCUAUGGGACCAUCACAGGGGUCUACCUGAGUCCCUCACCCUCCCACUCGGCUGACAAGGAUUCACUGGCUUCAGUAAUGUACAUGGUGGUCACCCCCACGCUGAAUCCCUUUAUCUACUGCCUGAGGAACAAGGACAUGAAGGGAGCUCUGUGGAAACUGGUCAGUGUAAAGGCUGCACUCCAUGGGCUAUGA
This is a messenger RNA of Cervus elaphus (red deer), 945 nucleotides long. Its product is annotated as olfactory receptor 1F12-like. Gene Ontology annotation, biological process: G protein-coupled receptor signaling pathway. Gene Ontology annotation, cellular component: membrane. Lineage: Eukaryota; Metazoa; Chordata; Mammalia; Artiodactyla; Cervidae. The record is from RefSeq and is a predicted model, not a curated record. Bases 1 to 945 code for a protein of 314 amino acids. The transcript has a single exon. Gene Ontology annotation, molecular function: G protein-coupled receptor activity; olfactory receptor activity.